CCCCGGGGGGACGGGGGGGUGGGGGAGAGUCGCUGGUCGUGAAUUCGCCUCUCAGCCAUUCAUUACCAACUCACUACGGCGGUACAACGCGGAGGGACAGAAGAGAGAGAGAGGAGCAAGCAGCAGCCGCAGCAGCAGCAGCAGGAGAAGAGAAAGGAGAGAGGAAGGGGAAUCAAGAGAGAGAGAGCCAGAGAGGAAAGAGAAUACGGAGGAGAAGAAUGGCAGGCGGCGUGGUUCUGUCGGCAAAGAAUGCGGCCGCCUCAAUUCUGAGGUUGACAUCGCAGGCGUCAAAAGUAAGGAACCCUCCCGCUCCCCACCAGCACCACUGCCAAGCUCGUCCACUGCCAUCAGCUUUGCGAGUGCUGCCAAGGCUGGGCAACGUCGCGUCGGCGAGGUGCCUGAGUUCGUCGUUCAAGGCGUCCGACUUGCAAGUGGAGGUCACGAAGCACGGCGCCACGAAGCCGGACGUGGACAAGCUGGUGUUCGGGAAGACGUUCACGGACCACAUGUUCUGCGUGGAGUGGACCGCGGGUGGCGGCUGGCAGACGCCUCGCAUCCAGCCGUUCCAGAACCUAUCACUGCACCCUGCCUCGUCCUCUCUCCACUACUCCAUAGAGCUGUUUGAAGGCAUGAAGGCAUUCCGCGGCGUGGACAACAAGGUGCGAAUUUUCCGACCGAUGCUCAACAUGGAGCGGAUGCACCGCACGGCGCUGAGAGCCAGCUUGCCCAGCUUUGACACGGCCGAGUUGUGCGAAUGCAUCCGCAAGCUGGUGGAGCUGGACAAGGACUGGGUUCCGCACUCGACCAAGGCCAGCCUCUACCUCCGCCCGACCUUCAUUAGCACCGAGCAAACGCUGGGCGUGUCGCGGCCGGGCCGGGCCCUGCUCUUCGUGAUCCUGUCGCCCGUCGGGCCCUACUUCAGCACCGGCGGCUUCAGCCCCGUGGCGCUGCUCGCCGACCCGCAGCACGUCCGCGCCUUCAAGGGCGGCGUCGGCGAUUGUAAACUCGGGGGGAACUACGGCCCGACUAUCUACGUCCAGAACCUGGCCAUUCAGCAGGGCUGCCAGCAGGUGCUGUGGCUAUACGGAGACACUGAGCAGAUCACGGAAGCCGGAACGAUGAACCUCUUCAUUUACUGGAUCAACGAGCAAGGAGAGGAAGAGCUGGCGACUCCACCGCUGGACGGCAUCAUCCUGCCCGGGGUGACUCGCCAGAGCCUGCUGGACCUCGCUCGGCAGUGGGGCGAGUUCAAGGUGUCCGAGCGGUACAUCACCAUGGCCGACCUGCAGAAGGGGCUGCGGGAGAAGCGUGUCAAGGAGAUGUUCGGAGCUGGAACCGCGUGUGUGGUCUGUCCCGUCGACAGGGUACUGUACCACGGACAGAACCUUCACAUCCCGACGAUGGAAAACAAUGGCCCCAAGAUCGCGACUCGCUUCCUGCAGGUCCUCACAGACAUCCAGUACGGACGAACCGAGAGCGAGUGGAUGCACCUGGUCGAUUAAUACCUCGCCUCGCGAGCAACGAGCGGGCGAAAAAAAACCCCCCCCACAGUUUGCACAACGGGGAAAACACGUGCGCCCUUCGCGAGGAACGCCGAAGUCCGUCAGCAAAUCGCACCUUGGGUUGAGACCGCGAAAUCGAAAUAUUUGUAUCAACUUCCUCGACAGCUCACGUUUACCCGACCAGCCUUAUUGGCCAGCAACCUUCUCUCACUCUCUCUCUCUCUCGUGGAACAAGCUGAGCCCUUCAUGUGAAUGUAUCUCUUUUGGUCUUCUCUCUGCCUGUCUGUUUGUCGGUCUCUAUAUACCUGUGUAUCUUCCUCUGCGUUUGAGCGCUCUGGAAAUUGGCCUCUUGCAGUGUUCUUCACUGAUUGUCAGAGGGGGGUGGUGAGGGGGGGGGGCAUUUCCCCCUAUAAGACAUCAUCGGUGCGAGGGCCGCCACAUGUUUGAAACCAAUGGGGGUUUGACAGCAGCACGAUGAUGAUGAUAACGAGUGGUGUUUUCACUCUGUGGUGCCUUGCGAUGAAGAACACUGCGCAAUUGCUUCUCACAUUAACGUUCUGCUCUAGUUCUGUAGUUUCAAGAUACUCGGACCACUGCAAUAACAGGUGAUCCUUCAUUGUAAAAGUUUACUUCGUUGGCAUUUCAGCUUCCUUUUAUUUCUGCUAACCACAUCGCCGGAUAGACACACGUGUGAGAGUGUAAUUUGUUCUCCGCGCAAAGGGCAAUCGCAACGUUCUGGCGACGUUGGGGCGGCAACCCCCACGUCAGGCGAGUUUGUUGUGACGGCGCUCGCCACUGAACCGAAUGCAUUUCCUCUUGUGCCCAUUUGCGUUUUGCAGAAGUGAACAUUUUCAAGCUGCACGUUUUCAGCAUUUCAUAGUCGUCGUCUGCACCCCUGCGCGAGCACUUGGGGAAAUCGGGGAAACCACUAUUCGCGAUUGUCCUGACGGAGCAAGCCCAGUGUACACACAUGGGCGGACUAACGUUGCCCCAAUGUUGCCCCAACGUUGCCCCAAUGCUGGAGCAACGUUGGCCCCAAAGUUCCAUGUUUAUUCCCGGGGAGUGAGAUGAGCUCAUGUGCAAAGUGGUGCAUUUUGACAUAUCAGGACUGUGGGAUGUUGGCUGUCGUGGGCAGGGCCUUCAUCAUCCAGCAGUGGAUAGACAGAUGGUGAUUAACAUGUCACUAUGAAGGUGUUGAUAUGCUAAAUAAUAGCACCAAGGGGAAGACAGCCUACAGGCUUAGUAAUGUAAAUCCGGCCACCCUCUUUCCCGUUGCACGCAUACCUCUUAGGGUGCUCGGGAUGCGUUCUUGGUAAGCCCAGCGCUAUACGAAACGGCACUAAUGGGGGUCGUUAUAACAUGGUUCCAAUGGAGAUGCGUUACCUACAGAGCUUGCUUUUUUUCUUCUUUCACCUAUGAGCGAUAUGUUGAGGCUUCAUUGGGGUAUCGGUAAUAGCCUUAAUAAUGAUAGUGUACACAUGGUAAAUGUAUUAAAGCAUUUUAUAAAUAAUAACAUUUACUGAUAAUGAAAUGAAAAAAUAUAUAUAAUAAGUUACCUACUCAGCGGUGCAUUCGGUCGGAGCUUGCAGAAUAUUAACCACACAAUGCCAUUAGCGAUACCAGUGGCAUUCUUCAACCCACGGAUGACCAAUGAAUCCAUGCAGUGAUUAACCCCGUGAUGGAUCGACACUCUUACGUGGCUGUCCCAUCGAACUGAGCGCAGAGUCGGUACAACGGACGCCUCGAUUCCAGCUUCCACGAGGCCAAAUAUGGGCGGAGACGUGUGAUCCCUACGGGGGCAAUGCCACGCCUCCUUCCUUCCUUCCUUCUAUAUAUGGGCCGAUCCGAAGCUGGAAUUUUCCUCCGGGACGAACAAACGUCGCAACGAAACGAGCGCUACGAGAGGCAUGCCUGUAUUCCUUUUCUGAACGGGGGUGGGGGGGGGGGGAUAGGUCGGGUGUGGGAUCCGAGACUCUUCCCGGCACCCCCUGAGAAGAGUCGAACUCGUGGCGGGAUCGCCCACUCGGGCGACUUCACGUGCGGUGUCGCCAGCCCCGAGCGGGGAGCGUCAUCGGCGUCGAAACCAUCUCCCCCCCCACCCCCCCCCCCCGUCGUGUCCCCCCCUCUUCUCGGUGGCGUCACGAACUGAAGCCGCGCGGUUUUGAUUUCUCCGUUGGUGCCCUCGACUGCGGAGCCGUGCUCGACGCACGUGCCAUGCCACCGCGUUACGUAACAAGUCGUGUGAGAGGGGGGGAGGGGGGCGCUGCUGCGGUGUCGCGGAUCGCGGGCGGUCGGCGGCGGUGCAGCUGUCCCUGCGAUCCGGAGGUCGCCGGUUCGAUUCGCCCGGUUGUGACGUCACAAUCGGGUGACGUCACAAUGGUCGGCACGGAGACGUGUUUUGACAUUCGCGGGCGACCGCGCCCCCGGCGGCUGCCUUUGUCUCCCUCGCGUCGAUGUUUUUUUUUUUUUGCACACCGCGACCGGGUAACUCGUUUGAGGCCGAGUCGACUUAGCGGAGGCCCAUGGCCGGUCUGGUAUUUAAUCGUCAGCUGGCGGUUGGUGGCCGUGAGCGGGAAUUGAACUCGGCACGCCCAGGUUCGUAGCGCGGCGUGCUAACCGUUGUGCCACCGCUCAAUCUCUUUUCCCCCCCCCCCCCCCCUGGACGUACCCACACGUAUUUAAUGCCGUGGGCCAAUUUGCUCUGCAAACAACAACGAAAAGCGUUUUUCUUAAAAAAAAAAUACAAAAAUUCCCCAAAGAAAGUAAAAAAAAAAAUUGUGCCACGAACGCUAAUGAACUUCUUUAAAAAAAAAAAAU
This is a messenger RNA of Petromyzon marinus (sea lamprey), 4319 nucleotides long. NCBI's taxonomy places the organism in Eukaryota, Metazoa, Chordata, Hyperoartia, Petromyzontiformes, Petromyzontidae. The record is from RefSeq and is a predicted model, not a curated record.